UUUAGUAAAGUUAUCAACGCAUUUGCCGAGUAAAGUACGUAUUUAGCCAGUUAAGUCAUACCAUAAUCAUAACCAACUAAAAACCAUGCACUGGCCAUUGCUUAUAUGCUUAUCAUUACAUUUUACACCAAUCUACUCCCAUACCUACGAUUUCAAACUGGUUUUUCAAUGGAGAUUUCUAGAAUUUAAGUUUGCAAGUGAAGAAGAACGAACUGAAGCCAUCAACAAUGGUAGUUUCAAUUUCAACCAACUUCGACCCGAAGACGCGCAGUACACAUAUAAUGAAAAAUCUGGAAAAGAGAGAGUUUUCAUUACCAUACAACGUCUACUACCCAGAGGAACUCCAGCCACUUUGACGGUCGUUACCAAUGAAACACGCAACGGUAGUUCGAUAAUUGAUCCUUAUCCAUCAUGGUCUUGGCAUCUUAAUCUGGAAAACUGUAAUUAUUAUCGGAUUGUGUCUGCUUUUAGGCUGUGGGCUGACGAAUGUGGAAGGCUUUGGGUAAUAGAUGCCGGCAUUCAGGGUGGUAAAUUCUUAUGUCCACCUCAAAUCUUAGUUUUUGAUCUGGAAACGGAUUCCUUACUGCAUAAAUACGAGCUGCCUUAUGACCAACACGAAAAUGUUUCAAUUUAUAUAACACCAAUGGUAGAAGUGGAAAGUAUGAAGGAUAACUGUAGAAAAAUCUGGUUGUAUGUAACUGAAACUGUUAGACCCUCAAUGUUGGUCUACAGUUUGGAAAAGAACGUUUCUUGGGUUAUUCAAGACGAUAGUUUCAAAGCAGAUCCAAACUUUAUCAAUCUUACCAUAGAUGGUGACACAACUCAAGUCAAUGAUGGCUUAAACUCGUUGGCUCUUAGCCCCAAGUGUGACCCUCCCGAACUAAGAAAAUUGUUUUACCAUGCAUUUACUAACAUACAGGAAUCUUUUGUGUAUGUGAAAUAUCUAAAAAAUCCUGAUAAUUUUAAGAAACCUUAUGGAUCCCCUCAGUUAUUUUAUACUUAUCCAACAACAAGAGAUCAGCAGAUUUCAGUGGAUGCAAUGGAUUCUGAAGGAAUGAUUUAUUUCGCGUUACUGGUUGAUGUGCUGAUCGUUAAAUGGGAUCCAAACACCCCUUAUAAAAGGGAAAAUUUUCAUGUGAUCGCCAAUGAUAAUGAGACUAUGCAGAAUCCUACUGGGCUUAAGAUCCCACCAUUUAAAGUCAAUGGCAGAGAGACCAUAUGGGCAUUCUCCACAGGAUUUCAAAGAUCUAAGCCGCUGGCUGAAAAAGACGUCAAUUUCAGGCUUUUCCGAGCCGAAUUUUAAUUUUUUUGUAGAAUAAAGAAAAUCUUUUAGAAUUGUUUUAAUAUAUGUAUAUUUAAA
Anthonomus grandis grandis is the source of this 1360-nucleotide messenger RNA. Its product is annotated as major royal jelly protein 1-like. The transcript has 8 exons. Bases 86 to 1303 code for a protein of 405 amino acids. Gene Ontology annotation, cellular component: extracellular region. The record is from RefSeq and is a predicted model, not a curated record. Lineage: Eukaryota; Metazoa; Arthropoda; Insecta; Coleoptera; Curculionidae.